Molecule: messenger RNA, 2285 nt
Organism: Arvicanthis niloticus (Nile rat)
Lineage: Eukaryota; Metazoa; Chordata; Mammalia; Rodentia; Muridae
Source: RefSeq, a predicted model, not a curated record
GAGGCGGCGGCCCGGGUCGCGGCGGAGUGGGAGGCCUCGGGGCGGGAGGAGGCGGAGCCGGAGGCCCGGGCCGAGGCGGCACAGGUGGCUGCGGCUCCGGCUCUGCGGGUACUCUUGCGCCUGGUUGCCCGCCGCGAGCCCGGCGUGCGUGGUCCAUGGUGGGGUUCAGGCUUCCUCCAGAAGAAGUGAAGUGUGUCGUGGAAGGCGCGCUGCGGCUGUGAGAUCUUGGGCCGAGAUGAGUUCCGAGAUGCUUCUCGCAUCACCCCCAUCGCUUGGCUCAGACCCUUAGCAGCGGCAAAAUUUGGGGUCUUUCUGCCUUACGACGUGCCCACCUACACGCUUCUCGGUGCCUUGGCAACGCGCGACGGGGCGUGGCCUCACAGAGACCAGACAGUACUAGUGGGCAGAGGCAACCUGUACCCUAGUAACUGUCCACCAUCCCACAACCUUGAGAGAGGGGGGUGUCCUUAUCCUAUAGCGUGGAUAAAAAGAUCAUUAUGCCUAUUUCAAAAGCAGCCUCAGGAUUUUUUUUUUUUUUUUUUUUUUUUUUUUUUGGAGACAGGGUCUCAUAUAACUUGAGCUAACUUCGAACUCUAUGUAGCAGAGUGAAGAUGACGUUGAGUUCCUGAAUCUUUUGCCACCACCACCACACCACCUUCUCAAGUGUCUGACUUUAAAACCUGUACCAUCACAGGAAGAAUUCCUACCCCUGCCUCCAUGUAUUCGUUCAUUCACUCAUUCUGCAAAUAUUUGUACAGUGGCCACCCGGCUCCAGGUGCUGUUGUUUGUGGCACUGAACGUAACAAGGAACAAGCCUCCCUCUUUAUUUAGCCUUUAACCAGUGGUGCAAAUGGGAAAAACCCAGUCACCAGAAUAACUCUUAUUUACAAAACUGGUAAAAGCUGUGCAGAGGAACCAGGAAACUGAACCGUUUCCUGGAGUGUGAAUGCUGUGCUGGGACUCCACUUAGGGCAGUGUUGGGGAAUUCCACUUCACUUCUUCCGGAUGCUCGGAGCUCCUUCAAGCACUCUGUGGGAAGCCGUCCAUAAUCAUGGCAAGUUCAAGACACCCAGUGUCAGCCCAUGCUGUAGCCCUGGUGCAGAUGGACCGACUCCAGACAUUUGCCUUCUCCGUGUGCUGGUCAGACAACAGUGACACCUUUGCUCGCAGGAGCUGGGAUGAGUUUAGGCAGCUCCAGAAGACCCUUAAGAAAACCUUCCCCGUGGAGGCAGGCCUGCUACGGAGAUCUGAAAGAGUUCUUCCCAAGCUUCCUGAUGCUCCAUUGCUGACACGUCGGGGGCAUACUGGCCGGGGCCUGGUACGUUUGCGGCUGCUGGACACCUAUGUACAGGCAUUGCUAGCAACCUCAGAGCACAUAUUGAAGAGCUCGGCACUCAAUGGCUUCUUUGCACCUAAACCUCUGGAUCUGGAGCCCAUGCUGCCUCCUGGCAGCCUGGUGAUCCUGCCCACACCAGAGGAGCCCUUACCCCAACCUACAGACAGCCUUGCUAUUCAUAGUCUGGAGGCUCAGAGUGUGUGCUGUUUACAGCCUUUCCACACUCUUGACACAAGAGACAGACCUUUCCACACUCAGGCCCAAGAAAUUCUGGACAUAUUACUACGACAUCCUUCAGGCUGGUGGCUGGUGGAGAACAAGGACCAGCAGACAGCCUGGUUUCCAGCUCCCUACCUGGAGGAGGUUGCAACAGGCCAAGGGCAGGAAUCAGGCCUGGCUUUGCAAGGAAGUGGGAGGCAGUUCUGUGCUACCCAGGCCUAUGAAGGCAGUCGCCCUGAUGAACUAUCCGUGCCCUCAGGGGCACGUGUACAUGUGCUGGAACCCUCAGACCGAGGCUGGUGGCUGUGCAGGUAUAAUGGCCGGACAGGCCUGCUUCCUGCAGUGUUGCUGCAACCUGAAGGGCUGGGCUCCCUCCUGGGCAGGCCAGGGCUCCCAGACAGUGGUGGGGCAGACAAGGUGGCUGAGGAUAGGACCAUUCCCCCUGUAGUACCAGGUCGCCCCUGUAGGAGUGCUAUCCAGAGCCGAUGCUGCUCCAUCACCCGCAGGGCACUGGGACUGGGACAGGAACAGGGAACCCAGGAUCCCUCUUGAGGACUGUAUAGUCCUGCAGAGGUUGUACUGUCAAAGCCAACCUCAGGUAAAGCAGGGAUGGCAAAGCAAGGAUCCAGACCUCACCCAGCAAGCAGCAUGAGGGUGGAGCUCUAUGGCUGGCAGGGCCUCAGGUCAGCCAACUUUCUAUUUCCUCUAAAUAAAACUGGAAUGACUUCAA